UAAAUUGCCUCAAAACUCCUCCUGGCUGGCGCCCUUUUCCAUUAUCUGCAGGAGACAAGACACACGUGCUAUUUUUAGGACGUCGAAAGAGCAAACUUCUCAACCUGCUGGUCUCUAAAGCAAAGCAAACAUGAGCGACAAGGGGACAGUCUCACCGAAGGAGAAGGAGGCAACAGAGAAGAGGGGGCGUGGAAGACCCCGCAAGCAGCCCCAGGUAAAGACCUCUGACGAACCAAGUGGGUCCCCUACUCCAAAGAGGGCCAGAGGACGGCCGAAGGGCAGCAAAAACAAGACAAGCGCCAAGGCCAAGAAGGCAGCAGCAGCUCCGUCUGCAGGGGGAAAGCGCAGGGGAAGACCUAAGAAGGAGGAGAAGGAAGAAAAGGCGUCCCAGGAAUCAUCUGAGGAGGAGGAAGAGGAAGAGGACCAGUAAUUCACAACGCAUGCUACCUCACUCAACAUACUGACUUACUGUUAACCAGAACUGGGCUGUAUCUCCAACACCAGUGCCACCACAUGACCACUGUUCACGACAAAGCCCUCUUUUGCCAAAAAAGGAGGGUUAACACAGUACAAAUAUCAUGCAACAGCACUGGAUAGAACGAUGGACCUUGCUCAAGCAUAGAUCUAAGAAAUACAUGAAAGGUAACAGCCCUUUUCUCUACAUGUCAUGUUAUCACAAGUCUUUUAUACUGGACAAAAGCGUGCUCCGCGGAGCCUGGACGUUUCCGUUUCCCCCCCCUUAAGAUGGUUUGUAGGAAAUUUUCUCUGCUUAAUGUUACUUAUUUGUUGUACCCGCAUCUGAGAUGGUAGGGCAUAUAGAUUUUUCUCCAUGUUUUGUACUGGACAAAGGUGAAUUUUACCUAUACUUGCUGUUUUUUUUUGUGUGUUCGUGUGAAGUGGUUAACCUAUCCUUUGCGUCGUAUUAUAGAUGGAGUUGAGCUUCAGCGUUUAGGAUGAGAAUAGGUAACAGAUGGUAGAAGUGUUUGUUUUUUUUUCCUUCUCCCGUUUCUAAUCUGCUUAACUGAUUUCGCCCCCGUCUCACCAGUAGAGCAGAAGCAUUUACCACCUUCCCUUCCUUCCUGUAGGACAGUUUAGAUAUAGUUAUGCUUCUCAGACUUCCUUCGCGGUCCUCAGCGUGUAGUGGGGAGAUGUAAAAGUGUAUCGUUAGUAAUCGGUCUGAUCAGACUUACUGUUUUGUUCCUUCGGGUUACAUACCAUAUAAAAAAACAUGAGUGUGCUGCUUUUCAUGUCAUAAUAAAACUCAAAUCUUUUUUGGUAUAAUGUGUGUUUUUAAGGAUAGGGUUGGCAGAGUUCUAGGCUGAGAGCAUCAGUGUCGUUUCUUCAGGGAGCUUUUACAAAAUGCUGUUACAUUGGCGUCUUUGUCUUCACAUGGUCCUCGGUUUCCAAGCGCUCACCCAAUCACUCGCAAAGGCAAAUUGCAAUUGGUCAAACAAGGAGUUUGAUUGUAACAGAGGAUAGUCGGUGGCACUGCUAUCCAACAGGGCUGUACGUUCUUCAUUCCAUCUAGCUCUCACGGCUUCACCUAGCUUCUGUCAUCACUUAGUACAGUUAAUCUACUUUUCUUAGUCUUUCGAAGAUGUGUGUUGUAUGCUGUCUGCUACGAGGAUAAAAAAUGUUUGUGUAUUUCUAAGUGUCAGGGAACCCGCAGUCACAGUCCACUUAACUGGGUUUUUCCACACACCUAAGCUGCUACAACCUCAGUUACGAAACCCGGAAAACUGCAAACAGGCGAUACACGGCCUGGGAUUUCAUACCUCACUCAACAGCUUACUCUACCAUAUAAUUGCAUUUAACUGGUUCUGUUGUUUUAAAUGUAACCUCUGGCAUGAGUUGGAAAGAUGUCGUUAUUACAAAGUUCAUGUUUUUUUUUUUUUUUUGUUUUUUUUUUUAAACCUGACUGUAAUGAGGUAUCUAAGAAGCCAAGUUUGUGAUUGUGUGCGCACAUGCAGCACUUCUAGGCUCGUUCAUAACCGGAGCUUGCAGACAGGUUUGUUUUUUUUAAAAAAAAAAUGUGUGAAGCAAGUCAGGGAGACCUGUCAGCUUGACAACUGUGUUCGCUGACUGUGGUAGAUUAGCAGGUGUGUUUUUAUUCUUCUGGUGCACUGAAAUGUUGGUUCAGAUUUUCAUGGACAAAUGUUUGUGUGUUUGUGAUAGACUGGGCGCUCUUUCCACUUAACUGUUUCCGUCGGCCGCUGUGUGUUUACCGCACACACACACAGCCACCCUCGCCAUACUCAUAACGUCAAACAAUGGACAUUUCGUGUCUUCUGUUUUUCCACAUCCUCCAACUACUCUGGACAAUACCGGUGUCAUUUUACAUACCAACAUCUUGCAUCCGUUCAUUUAUAUACUGUAAACUCAAUAGGAUGGGAUCAUUCUUUUUAAUGUACACCGUAUAUAAAUGUACAAUGUCUAUAUUUCUAUGGUGCCCUACAACAAUUUGUAUCAGAAAUGGUCAAUAAAGAGAAUUUUCUUUGUCAA
Messenger RNA from Epinephelus lanceolatus (giant grouper), 2502 nucleotides. It is a transcript of the gene hmga1a, whose product is annotated as high mobility group AT-hook 1a. Gene Ontology annotation, molecular function: transcription coregulator activity; DNA binding. Gene Ontology annotation, biological process: regulation of DNA-templated transcription. The record is from RefSeq and is a predicted model, not a curated record. Gene Ontology annotation, cellular component: nucleus; chromatin. Lineage: Eukaryota; Metazoa; Chordata; Actinopteri; Perciformes; Serranidae.